This is a messenger RNA of Carcharodon carcharias (great white shark), 5707 nucleotides long. RefSeq names its product glutamate dehydrogenase 1a (gene glud1a). The record is from RefSeq and is a predicted model, not a curated record. Gene Ontology annotation, biological process: L-glutamate catabolic process. Gene Ontology annotation, molecular function: L-glutamate dehydrogenase (NAD+) activity. The transcript has 13 exons. Lineage: Eukaryota; Metazoa; Chordata; Chondrichthyes; Lamniformes; Lamnidae. The coding region runs from base 159 to 1799 and encodes 546 amino acids. Gene Ontology annotation, cellular component: mitochondrion.
GCGUUGAGGGUGGUUUCAGCCUGAAGCGGCGGUGGGGGGCGGGUGGAGAAAAGUCCUUGGUGCUGUCAGUGCUCUCGGAGCCCACCUCAGCACGGUAUCCGUCCACCCAGCCCUCCCGCACAGACACUCCCCUGCACCCCCUCCCCAUCUCGCGCACCAUGUACCGGUAUCUAGGGGAGCUGCUGGCUCGCGGGGCCGCCGCUUCCUCGCCGUCCGCCGAGGGCGGUUUGCAGCGCCUCAGCGGCCCGGCUGCCCUGCUCUGCUGCCGCCUCUACUCCGCCGAGCCCCCGGCCAACGAGCUGCAGGACGACCCCAACUUCUUCAACAUGGUGGAGGGGUUUUUCGACCGCGGGGCGAAGAUCGUGGAGGACAAGUUGGUGGAGGACCUGCGGACCCGCGAGUCGGACGAGCAGAAGCACAACCGGGUGCGGGGCAUCCUGAAGAUCAUCAAGCCCUGCAACCACGUCCUGUCCAUCUCCUUCCCCAUCAAGAGGGACAGUGGCGAGUGGGAGGUGAUAGACGGCUACCGGGCCCAGCACAGUCAGCACCGGAUGCCCUGCAAAGGAGGGAUCCGUUACAGCAUGGAUGUUUGUGUAGAUGAAGUGAAAGCCCUGGCCUCUCUGAUGACUUAUAAAUGUGCAGUGGUUGAUGUGCCAUUUGGAGGUGCUAAAGCUGGAGUGAAGAUUAACCCAAAGACGUACUCAGAUUCUGAAUUGGAAAAAAUUACAAGAAGGUUUACCAUUGAGCUGGCAAAGAAAGGAUUCAUUGGACCUGGUAUUGAUGUGCCAGCCCCUGACAUGAGUACAGGUGAGAGAGAGAUGUCAUGGAUUGCCGAUACAUAUGCCACUACAAUGGGACACCAGGAUAUAAAUGCUCACGCCUGUGUGACUGGUAAGCCCAUCAGCCAGGGUGGCAUUCACGGCCGUAUUUCUGCUACAGGACGUGGCGUCUUCCAUGGGAUAGAAAACUUCGUCAAUGAAGCAUCCUACAUGAGUGUUUUGGGAAUGACCCCCGGCUUUGGAGAUAAAACCUUCGUUAUUCAGGGAUUUGGUAAUGUAGGUAUGCACUCAAUGAGGUACCUACACCGCUAUGGAGCCAAGUGUAUCGGCGUUGGUGAAUUGGAUGGCUCAAUUUGGAAUGAUGACGGAAUUGACCCGAAGGAGCUAGAGGAUUACAAACUGGCAAAUGGAACUAUUGUUGGAUUCCCUAAAGCACGGCCUUAUGAUGGCAACGUCCUGGAGGCAGAAUGUGACAUCCUCAUCCCUGCAGCCGGUGAGAAGCAGCUGACCAAGAGCAAUGCGUGGAAAGUCAAGGCAAAGAUCAUUGCUGAAGGUGCCAAUGGGCCGACAACUCCAGAAGCCGACAAGAUCUUCAUGGAGAGGAACAUCAUGGUUAUUCCAGACCUGUACUUGAAUGCUGGUGGUGUCACCGUUUCCUACUUUGAGUGGCUGAAAAAUCUGAACCAUGUUAGCUAUGGCCGUCUGACCUUCAAAUAUGAGCGAGACUCCAACUACCAUCUGCUAAUGUCUGUCCAGGAAAGUUUGGAGAGGAAGUUUGGCAAGCAUGGUGGCACCAUACCAGUUGUACCAACUGCAGAAUUCCAAGCCAGAAUAGCGGGUGCCUCUGAGAAGGACAUUGUCCAUUCUGGACUUGCAUAUACCAUGGAACGCUCAGCAAAGCAAAUCAUGCGCACAGGGAUGAAGUAUAACCUGGGCCUGGAUUUGAGAACAGCUGCCUAUGUCAACGCUAUCGAGAAAGUUUUCAAGGUGUAUAACGAGGCUGGCCUGACCUUCACAUAGAGUGGGCACCGUCCGUCCUUUUCAAACCCUCUCUUGCCCUUUUCCCAGCCAGACAUAUCAAACGUUUACAUAUAAUAGAAUAUUAUUUUCCUUUUUACUUUUUAAACCAUUGGAACACUAAUUCCACAAUAGAAACUGCCAUAAUUAGUCAAUAGGUUGAAUAACUAAUGUAACCCACAAGUCAAAAUUAAGGCUUACAGAAAAUUUUAUGAUCUCACACUGCUGGCAGGUGGGAGCCAUGUUACAAUUACUUGAAGGGAGGAGCUUUUCACUGUGUUGCAUCCGAAUUGUGGUCCCUAGCUCACAAACCCUCAGUUUCAUUAAAUUGACAUACACUCUCACUGAGAGAGAUUCUGGAAGCCUGUUUGCCAUUUGGGGGUAUGAUACUUCAGCAUAUUUGACCCCUCAAUCCUCAAACAGAAUGGAUUUCACCAAGGGAUUGCCAUUUGUCUUCACUGAGUCUGACUGUUCCAAAUGUCUACAAGUUAACUGUAGCAUACUUGUCAAAAUUGUAUCAUUUAGGGUCCUGAUAUGCACAUGGCAAAAAAGAACAAUAUUGCUUAAGGGCAGUUAGAUCUUAAAAAGCUGCACCAGAGUGUUUUUUUAAUUGGUAAACUAUAAUUCGCAUUUGACAGGAGUUAUUUUUUAUGGUUCAUUGACCCUGCUGUAAAAUUCACCUGCAGAAGUCAGGAUCAGGCUCUACUGUGAUGCCAGUCAUGGUACAAUAGCUGACUGAAGCUUGCUGAGGAGACUUGCAUAUGAAGAGUGACAACUUGGACAAGUGCAGGCUGUCCGCAGGAGUCACUAACUUCAAGAGAAUGAGUUGGAGGGGUAGAUAUCCUUACGAUAGCACACCAACACAGUGAAUACUGGUGAUGGUUGGGGCUCUGUUUACUUAAAGUGCAUCUAACUUGCAUCAGAGAAUGCCAUCAAGACACGUGCAAACAGGACAACCUUGUAAAAAGUGGAGAUGACUAAAGGAUACAUGGAAGAGAGGAUGAGAGGGUUUGCAAACAUGCAUGGAAAAUAAUUUCUAGAGUAAAGCUUACUUUUUCCUGGCUGCGAUGUUUUUCAUUUCCUUUGUCAAUCCAUUUGCUUAGCAAAUAUGCCACUGUGGUUCAUACCAUAUUUUUAUUAUAGCACAGUGGUUUCAGAGGAACAAUGGAGCAGUGCAGUUGGGGGCCCUGUGUUCCUGAGUAAUCAGUCACAUCAGUGGAAGCCCUUAGUGCAGUUUUAUUUUGGAAGCUAUAUGGGUAUUGCCCUAAAGUUGGGAGGAGAGGGUGGGGUGCAGAAAACAGAAAUUAAAACUGGCAAUCAUGACUUUCAAAUAACUUGUGCAGCUGCAUUUUUUAAAAUUAAUGCUAUGGAAUACACCCUCCAUUGUGAACAGGGCAGAACACCCAAAACACAAAAGCAACUUUAUUAGUAAAACUCUCAUUGAUCUCCAUUUUUUUAAAAGGCACUUUUCUCUACUAGGUAGAAUUUCCAUUUAAAACUGUAAAGUCUGAGGAUGUAACUUUUUCAAUUUAUAUUUAUGUUUAAAACUGUUUUUUUGCAUGUUUCCUAUUUGCAUGACUCCCUCACUUUGUGCAGCAAUUAGGACGGUGAGGACAUUGAAUUCUGUAAGCCUUAUUGGAAACUUACUGCUAUCUGUCUUCAAAGUUCCCUUCAAUCCUGCCUCAAACACUUUGAACAGGUGUAAAAAUUGAUGAUUUAAAAAAAAUCUAAUCCCUUUAUUAGAGUAUGGUAAACCAUCUGUAUGGUAAUCCCUGUAGAGUGGCUUCAAGUCUUCAGCUUGAGUACAAGCAAGUAAAGUCAUAAAGAUAUGGCACCUCCUAGUUGACUUGAACUACAUGGGAUUGUCCAAUGUAGCACCCUGUAUUGCAAUGAUGUUUUUGCAGAUUACACAGGCAAACCAGUGUAGCAUCUGAUCUUGUAAAUUUGCCUGUUAGAUUUGCGACAAUGCACUUUUCACAGUAGUAACCAGAUUGCUUUGAGCUGCUCGGAUCUAUUUGAUAAGAUUCGUAGCUCAAAAACUGCAGGAUACUGGUAAUGACGCCAUAUCCUGCGGAGGUUUUGUGGCAAGUUUCUUCCCCCUGUCUAUCUCAUGAGGCCUUGGUAAAUGUUCAGAAUGAAAUUGCAUAUGACAAAGGGACACUGGAAGAAUGUUUCAUAUUUCUGUAAGAUUAAGCAUGUCAGGUUUGUCAGCUUUUGGCAUUGGCCCUAGGUGCAAUGAAAUGCCUGAUGAACCUUUUUUAAAACAACAGUCUUGUUCUUUUCUAUAUUCUUUGUAAUUGCAUGAGGGUGAAUUGACAGAUUAUUAAACUUUUGACAUUUCAGAAGCAUGUUGAUGCAUUAUCACUAAGUUCUCAUGCAUUAAUCCUCUCUUUUCCUUGGUGACAUGGUGCUGAAGUUAGUAGUGCUAUCCAUUUGCGGCCCACUGUUAUAAAGUCAUUGGUUGGCGAGCAUUUUUGGGUCAGUCUUCACCAUCAAACAAUUUUGAACCAGGUUCAACCAAAUACUCAGGUAUAUAACUUUAAAAACGAUUAAUUCAAGUUUGGGGGAAGCACACAAAUAAUUGGCAGAGGGUCUUAGUAGCUUUUUAUUUUUAAAAAGGUAACUUUAGUUGAAGACAAAUGGAAUACUUUCUAAGAAUGUUCUAUUCAGUUAAGAGCAACCCAAGGGCUAAGUGUGAGACAAACCUGAGAUGGACUAAUAAGACAAUAUGAAAAAUCAGUGAAACUCCAACUCUAGGGAGCAAGAUCAGAAAAAUCACUGGAAAAAACAGACUACCAAACCCACCUUUUUUUCAAAAAGGGCAAGUGAAGGGGCAGAGAGAGAUGGAAAUAAGUCCCAUUGUAGAUGCCAAAUGGGAUAAUAAAUUAUUUCUGCAAAUUGUCAAGAGAAUCAAGAUCUCUUAAGCAUGUAAACUUGAUUGAAAGGAUAAAGAAAUAUUUAACAUAUUAAAGCGUUACUGCCUGGAAGUAUUCAUUAAAGAAGCCUAGGUGGUUUUGGAAUCUUUUGGUUAUAUAUUUAGAAUAGACCUAAACUAGCUUAAAGGGCUCAAAACCAGAAAAUUCCCAAGAAUGAGGUUGAAGGUGCUAAUUGAGACUAAAGUGCAAUAAUCAGGAGAGAAUCAACGAAUACACAGGAGGUAUGUGAAUUGGAAAUGAGCUACAGUGUUGAUUAUUAUUUUAGAGAGAGGCAAUAGAACAAACCUGAGUAACAGUGGAUUUCUCAGAACUUAUUUGGUCUCUUCUGCUGUAGAGGCUCAAUCAGGUAGCACACUACUCCCAGAAUGUAAUAGGGCCACUUGGCAUUGCAGCUGCAAAAAAAUGCAGCAAUUUGAGAAUUUGCACAAUCAGUGUGAAUUUGGGACAUUGGUUGCCAUACCUAUGUUCUGCCACUCCUCCACCCCAACACCAUGUGAUUGGGUUAUUGUCAACGUGCUCCUUGUGCUGCUGAAAUGAUUGGAUGCACUCACUCCCUUCCCAUCUUCUCAGCCUCUUGGGUGCCAGAAAACUGGAGACAAACAUUUACAGAGAUAACAGAGGAAAGAAAGACCAGCGCCUAAAUUAAUCCCAGUAAUUUGAUUGUAUGAAUGUUCGCAUCAAAUUGCUCACCACUAUGUAAUGACCUUGUCUAAUUGGCAACAAAACAGGUGGAUAAUUGGGUUGCUUCAAAAUUCAACUGUUUUUCAUUUUGAAAAUUGAAUAUUAACAUGGAGUUUCUGUACCCGUUUCUCUUCCUCCAACCCCAGUAUAUAUCUCUCUCUCUCUCUCGGCGUAAUAUACUUAAGUUUAUAGAACUCUAAAUUAAUGUGGCGGUAAAUGUGUAACCAGAAAGCUGUUUUUCAUUUUUUUAACAGCUCAGUGUAAAUUUUACCUCAAUAAAGCAUUUGAAAUUUG